Messenger RNA from Gilbertella persicaria, 1177 nucleotides. RefSeq names its product snare associated Golgi protein-domain-containing protein. NCBI's taxonomy places the organism in Eukaryota, Fungi, Mucoromycota, Mucoromycetes, Mucorales, Choanephoraceae. The transcript has a single exon. The record is from RefSeq and is a predicted model, not a curated record. Bases 77 to 1075 code for a protein of 332 amino acids.
UUUAGAAAAAAAUGACUUAGUGACUAUAAAGUGUUUCUUCUUUUCUUUCUCUUUUCGCAAAAAUAAGUAAUAACAAAUGAGUCCACACAUAAGCACAGAUACAGCAGAUUAUUUUGUCGGAACAGAGAACAAUGCUCUUUUAGAUGAUUUUUCCGAAUUAGAGGAUAGAAUAGAAGGUGAUGAUGAAGUAAUUUAUCGAACAGACAAGAGUGCUUCUAUGCCUACUUGGAAACAAUUAGUCCCCCGCUUAUUGAUUUUUGUGCUGAUUGGUAUUCUAUCACUUGUGUUUUCCAUUUCCUUGGCACACAUUGUUCUUGAUAUUGGGCUACCACGUACACUCGAGGAUGUAAAAGCAACAGCACUUCACUUGGAUGAACUAUUACAGAAUAGUUGGACAGGCUAUGGCUCUGUCACUUUUGUGUUUUCUGUCUUGUAUCUAUGGCAACAAGCCUUUUCUAUUCCAGGCUCUGUCUUGCUCAAUUUGUUGGCUGGUUAUCUCUAUGGUAUCUUUACUGGUGCUGUGUUGACCAGUUUCUUAACAGCUAGUGGUGCCACACUUGCUUAUGCAUUAGCCAUGUUAGUAGGCAAGCCUUUAAUUCGAGUACCUUGGUUUGCUCGUAAGGCAGAGCCAUUAAGCCGUCAGUUGGAACAAGAAAGGCGUUCAGGAGGCUUGUUUUGGUGGCUCUUGUUUGCUCGUUUAUUUCCCUUUUCGCCUUACUGGUUUAUUAAUUUGAUAUCCCCUCUAUUAGAUAUCCCUGUCGUGCCUUUCUUUUGGUCUACAGUGUUUGGUUCGAUGCCUUAUAACUUUGUUUGCGCUCAAGCAGGUGAUGUCUUGAGUGACUUGACUUCGACUUCAGAUAUCGUUACUGUGUCACUUGUCAUGAAACUCUUGAUUGUUUCAUUUAUUUCGCUUGUGCCUGUUAUCUGGGGAAAAUCAAUUCAACAAUGGACUCGAAGAAUAAUGGGGCUACCUCCUAUUGUAGAUGACAAAGAUGUAGAGAAGGCUCUAAAUGGACAAGAUGAUAUGGAGUUAGCUGUCAGUCAUUCUGACUAUAACAGAGUAUCCCACUUGUAAACAUAUUUCAUUAUCAUUCUCUAUACAUUCAUAUAUAUAUAUAUAUAUAUAACUAUUUAUACACUUUAUUUAAUAAAGGAUUAAUUCAUUUUUCAAGAAAAA